Messenger RNA from Oxyura jamaicensis (ruddy duck), 432 nucleotides. RefSeq names its product syntaxin-3-like. NCBI's taxonomy places the organism in Eukaryota, Metazoa, Chordata, Aves, Anseriformes, Anatidae. Gene Ontology annotation, cellular component: membrane. Gene Ontology annotation, biological process: vesicle-mediated transport. The transcript is spliced from 4 exons. The annotation marks the transcript as partial. The record is from RefSeq and is a predicted model, not a curated record.
CCAAACCUCCCCUCCUUGCUCGGGGUCCCCCGUGUCCCCUCCCCGCGUCCCUCACCCGCCUCGGGGUGUCCCCGCGGUGCCCUGAGCGUCCCCCGGGGCCCACCGCAGAAGCAGGACGCGGAGGACGAUGCCGACGAGCUGGAGAUCGCCGUUGACAACACGGCUUUCAUGGACGAGUUCUUCGCCGAGAUCGAGGAGACCCGGCAGAACAUCGACAAGAUCUCGGAGAACGUGGAGGAGGCCAAGAAGCUCUACAGCGUCAUCCUGUCGGCCCCCAUCCCCGAGCAGAAGACCAAAGACGAGCUGGAGCAGCUCACGGCCGACAUCAAGAAGAUGGCCAACAGCGUGCGGAACAAGCUGAAGAGCAUGGAGAGGAACAUCGAGCAGGACGAGGAGCGCUCCUCCGCCGACCUGCGCAUACGCAAGUCCCAG